Messenger RNA from Elgaria multicarinata webbii, 1307 nucleotides. RefSeq names its product suppressor of cytokine signaling 1 (gene SOCS1). The transcript is spliced from 2 exons. The record is from RefSeq and is a predicted model, not a curated record. Lineage: Eukaryota; Metazoa; Chordata; Lepidosauria; Squamata; Anguidae. Gene Ontology annotation, cellular component: phosphatidylinositol 3-kinase complex. Gene Ontology annotation, molecular function: 1-phosphatidylinositol-3-kinase regulator activity. Bases 204 to 827 code for a protein of 207 amino acids. Gene Ontology annotation, biological process: phosphatidylinositol phosphate biosynthetic process; intracellular signal transduction.
GAGCUCCGCGCCACGCACGCAGGCAGGAGGGCGCUGGGAAGCGGCGGCGGCAGCGGCAGCGGCAGCCUCCGCCAGGUCCGCCGGAGGACCCCGGUUGCGGGAGAGCAGCUAAGGCGGCCCCAAGGAGCACCUCAGUGAAGCUAGCAACCCUUCCUUGGCCCCCAAAGCUAUGGGAGACCACACCGGCGGGUCCAGUCUGUAGAAUGGUAGCACAUAGCAGUGUGACGCCUGAGAAUCGAAUCGCAACAGACCUGAGAUGUCGGCUUGAGCCGCCCGUGCGGGACGCCCUGCAGGUCCGAGCUCCCCACGGCCUCGGGCAGCCCAACACCGUGCAAAGGCCACAGAGCACCCACUUCCGCACUUUUCGCUCGAAGGAGGACUUCGGCACCAUCAACCGCACCACCGUCUUGCUGGAGGAGUGUGGUUUUUACUGGGGACCGUUGUCUGUCGACACUGCCCACGAGAAGCUCAAAGAUGAGCCGCUGGGGACCUUCCUGCUCCGCGACAGCCGGCAGAAGAAUUGCUUCUUCACCAUUAGCGUUAAGACGGACACGGGGCCCACCAGCGUCCGAGUCAUCUUCCAGGGAGGACACUUCCACUUGGAUGGGAGCAAGGAGACCUUUGAUUGUCUCUUCAAGCUCCUGGAACAUUACGUUAGCUCUCCACGAAAGUUCCUGGUCGCCCCACUGCACAAAGAGCGUUUGCGCUCCUUGCAGGAACUCUGUCGCAAAAGCAUCGUGGCGACAUUUGGAAGAGAGAACUUGAGCCGUGUCCCGCUCAAUCCGGUCUUAAAGGAUUACCUGGAGUCAUUUCCCUUUAAGUUGUGAGGGUUCUGCAUUAAAUCCACGUGUACGACUGGGAGAAAUGAAAGGCAGGAGCGAAGCGGAAACUCCGGCCCCGGGAGGGAGUUGGGUCUCGGAAGGCUCAGCCCCCCACUCUUACAGGCCGGUUGGGGACGAUCCAUUCGUGCACGGAAGGCGUUGGUCAGAUGGGGAGCGUUGGUGGCGAACAUCGGAUUGCAUGGAGUAUUCUUUUACGUAGCCACUGUGUUGGGUGUGCUAAUAGCCGAAAUACACAAAGAAAUCCAGCAUCUGGGUUUUUAUAACUUUUUGGUCUAUGAACACCUCUAUUUUUGUAGCAGCUCCACUGUAUUUGAACACUUGACUUCUGAUGUUUACACAAUUGAGGGGGGAAAAACUGUUUGCACAAAUGGAGGCUUUUGGAGGCCUUAUUGAUAAUUUUCUGCUGUGCAGAAAGUUUUUGUUAUUUUGUAUCUAUUUUUUUAAAGGUGAUAAUAAACCUUAUUG